AGUUGUUUCUCAGAGUGCCACUUGAGGUACUCAGGAUUUAGUGACUUAUGUAGUUCUUUGCUGUGAAUUUUUGAGUACGACUCAGGAGCCGAAACUUCAUUCAUUCUCAGAAGGUUCAUCUUUGUUGACCUCCUAUUAUCCACAAAAACUGAGUACAUUAAACAAAAGCACAACAAAAAUCCGCUAGAGCGAGGAGAAUGUUUGCGCGAGGAGCGCUUCGGCGCGCGGCAAGCGCCGCGCCAAGUGCAGGCGGGCAAGGCGCAAAAGUGGUCCCCAUGUCACUGUGCUGUCACGGAAAUGCAUACGCUUUUCACUACCUAAAUCACCCUGGUGUUAUGGCUGUGAGUACACUGCUUGAGAUGAAGGGAGUGGUCGACAUGCGAGCGAAUUUCACGCAGGAAAAUGUCGAAGCUUUAAAGGUAUGUUUAGAUUACAGAAAGCUACUUUGAUUUUCCGUUUUGCAGACUCAACAGUGUUUACCAGUAGACGAUCUAGUAGCGUCCACUUCUCAAUGCGAUCCAGGCUUUGGCUUUCACUGUAAUUAAUCAUAGUACAUAGAAGAUGUUCAUGUUCGUCAUGAUGUUCCCCCAAAAAAAAAACAGGAAUUCGAUGUGGAACUUGCUAGGAAAGGUCAAAUUGCAUUAGACCAUGGCCUUGCAGUAAACUUUUUGGACCUUGAGUACAUAGACGAAACACUUCCAAGGUUACUCAUCGAGAAGGAGCUCUCACAAAUGGUACUUUUUUUCUAUUCCGAUGGAUGUAUGUGGCGAGGGCUAAUGUAUGAAUAAAAAAGGAAUUUCUUACACGAGUCCGUCGUAAAAACUCCUCUAACUUACAACAGAUGUUUUCUCUGGUAGAAGUCGGCUACUUUCUGAUAUUCGCUUACUGACAAUGUUUUGGCCACAGCAUAACCAGGAUUUCCACAACUUGCAUCUCCUUCUCCACCACCACUCAUUAUAGCCAUUGUAGUGGAUGUACUACAAAUGGUGAAUGUACUGCAUCACUAUCAUAUUCCACUGUACUAGUAGCCAUUAUACUAAUAUGAUCUUUAGUAGUAUAAUAUUAACUCUUACUAUCGUUCACCCCCUUCAAUGGUGGAAUAAAUCAGGCUCAAUUGGAUAUUUUGCAGCGAAAAGAUGGCGACUAUGCGCCAAUGAAGUCUUUAGAGCCAAGGAAAAAAGAGGCUGUGAAUGCAGCGAUGCUGAAGAUGCCAAGCGUAUACAAGAAAAAAAUGCUCGAAGACUCACUCCACGUCAUAGAGACGUUUUUGGAGACAGGGUACGAAAUGAUACAGAUACUGUUGCUUUAGUUUCCAGGAUGCUAUUACUAUAUGAUAAAGAUGCUGUUGUUUUGGUUCCUUCCAUCAUAAUGAUCAUAUACUGCUGUUUUGGUUUUCAUAGCCAUUAUGUAUAAUAUUUUGCUUUUGGUUCUUGUUUUUUUGGUCGUGUGUAAGCAUGUGUUUGUGUUUGGAUUUCGACGAGAGAUUAGUAAUUUUUUAGUUGGACGAGGAGAAGCACGGCUCCAUCACUCAAACACAUGUCGAUAUUAGAAUCUGUCUCUCCAUCUUCGACGAACUAUUUGUAAAUCUUCUUCCUUGUCCUUUAGAAGCUACUUCUUUGCCUCGCUCUGCACGGUAUAAUUCUAAUUUGCCUCUUUACAGUAAUAAAUUUGCCUCAACAUCAUGAUUAUCACUACAGGUACGCGUGCGAGCGAGAUGCCAUGCAAGCGCUGCUUUAUUAUUGCACUCUAAUGGAGUCUCCUGAUUUGGAGCUGGACGCUAAAACGACGAAGGCUAUCUUAAGGCUACCGUUGAACCAUGAUGUCCUUAGCACCAUAGUCCCCGGAAGAUCUUUUUUUUGUCCUUGAAAAAGAAGCUCCUCCAAGGGUAAUAGCAUUAUUCUCAAAGAGGAAGAUGCGAAAGCGGUAGCUCUAACUACCACAGCCAAGGCCGCGUCUUACAGGGCGUGGGGCGAGCAGAACCUAGGCAAGGUAUCGCAGAAGGAGAUCGAGACAAAUUAUGGUCAGCGUUUAUCCAUCCUUCUCGGCAACAUCUUGGUAGGUCUACCCUUUUCUUUGCCCUGUUUUAUACAGCAGCUUAUAUACAUUAAUACUAACAUAAUUCAUCUUGGUCUUUUGCCCUUCGAUUUCCAUGAAGUGCACAACAGGGGAUGAAAAUAUGGGUCGAGAUGAGGCGACUGAGAAAAUGGAUAAAGGCUGACUCUAAAGAAAGCUGAAAGAAAUCAAGACUGAAUGCAACCCAGUGGUCGUGGAGAAACUCAAGGCGAUGAUUGAAAAAGCAUGAUCCAUCUCGCAGUUGAUCUUCGCAACUAUUGUCUAUUGCUGGGAUUGACAUCUAUUGUCUAUUGUCUAUUGCUGGUAGACAUGCUCUAUAAAGCUGUUGUCCAGCGCUGAAUGAUGAUGACAGCAGCAUAACUCUUCUGCGGGUUUAUUUGAUCAGGUGCCCGAGGACGUACUACCGUAUCUGGGGUAUACGACACUGGCCAGAUUAUACUCGGAGUUCAGAUGCCAGACUGUUCUUUCUAUCCUGGUAUGGGCUGGUAGUGGUGGCAU
Molecule: messenger RNA, 2571 nt
Organism: Amoebophrya sp. A25
Lineage: Eukaryota; Dinophyceae; Syndiniales; Amoebophryaceae
Source: the annotation of a GenBank genome assembly